ACGAUAAGAGAAGGGGAGAAGAGCCACGUGUCCUUCAAAAUCAUUCAUUCAUUCAUUGAAUCCCCCAAACCGCCAUUUCCUUUGGGUUUAUGGAGUGAGCGUGGAAGAGGAAAGAGGAAGCAGCAACAGCUCGUGGCGGUUCCGAUUAUUUAUUAAGAUCAAUGUUGCAUGCAGUAUCUGCCCCUAGCUUUUGUUUAAGCUAUCCCGGGAACCUUCAUUAUCCUCCUUCUUCAGUUCAAAAAACAUGUUUUUCUGUUCGUUGUUCGGUUUCACAGACAAAAAAUGGAGCUAAAGUGGAAUAUACUCCUUGGCUCAUUGUUGGCUUGGGCAAUCCUGGUAACAAAUACCAUGGCACCAGGCACAAUGUUGGAUUUGAAAUAAUUGAUAGCCUUUCUCGAGCAGAAGGGAUUCAGAUGAACACAAUACAGUCAAAGGCCCUCAUUGGAAUAGGUUCUAUUGGUGAAGUACCGAUUUUGCUGGCAAAGCCCCAAACAUACAUGAAUUUCAGUGGGGAAUCGGUUGGGCCACUUGCUGCAUAUUAUCAAGUACCCUUGCGUCAUAUUCUACUAGUUUUUGAUGAGACAAGCCUUCCAAAUGGUGUUUUAAGGCUUCAACCUAAAGGCGGACAUGGACAUCACAAUGGAUUGAAAAAUGUAAUGGGCCAUUUGGAUGGUUGCAGUGCUUUUCCUCGACUUGCAGUCGGAAUUGGAAAUCCUCCUGGAACUAUGGAUUUAAGAGCUUAUCUUCUACAAAAAUUCAGUGUAGAGGAACGAAAGCAGAUUGACGCUUCAUUGGAGCAAGCAGUUGCAGCAGUAAGGACCGUAGUACUCAAUGGUUUUGACCAGCAUGUCAAUAGAUUCAAUUUAGGACAAAAAUACAAGUACCAUAAAGUUUAAAAUGAACCGCCAAGAUGAAAUUGGUGGUUACAUUGUUGUGUAUGUUAGCAGAUAGCAGUUAUACCUCACAAACUUGUCAUGACUAGUGCAUUUUUUUGUAAAGCACACCAGUGGUCAUAUUCUAGCUCUGGCAGAUAGUUGUUUCAUUGUGAGAAAUACUAGUUGUUGAAUUGUUGCUUGGACCAGUCCACGAAAAUGGUAGCGCAUGUGGAAGCAACUUUUGCCCUUCGGCACCUGAUAAUAUGCUAACUAGGGUGAGUGUGAUCGUGUGGAAAAAAAUUGAAAAAAAGAAUAUUUGAAUUGAA
Glycine soja is the source of this 1201-nucleotide messenger RNA. RefSeq names its product chloroplastic group IIB intron splicing facilitator CRS2-B, chloroplastic-like. The coding region runs from base 162 to 896 and encodes 244 amino acids. The transcript has 9 exons. NCBI's taxonomy places the organism in Eukaryota, Viridiplantae, Streptophyta, Magnoliopsida, Fabales, Fabaceae. Gene Ontology annotation, molecular function: peptidyl-tRNA hydrolase activity. The record is from RefSeq and is a predicted model, not a curated record.